Cadophora gregata is the source of this 1470-nucleotide messenger RNA. RefSeq lists its product as uncharacterized. Gene Ontology annotation, cellular component: cytosol. The record is from RefSeq and is a predicted model, not a curated record. Gene Ontology annotation, molecular function: transaminase activity; pyridoxal phosphate binding. The transcript has 2 exons. Lineage: Eukaryota; Fungi; Ascomycota; Leotiomycetes; Helotiales; Ploettnerulaceae. Bases 1 to 1470 code for a protein of 489 amino acids.
AUGGCUCCUUCCACAGUUACUGAUCUCCCACAUCAUGAAACCUCACCUACAGUCUCCCUGAAAGGUGGUCGAUUCAGAGAUCACUCUGCAAUGUCGACCAGCUCUACCUCUCCAGACGCUCGGAAGAAAACCGAAUUUCUACUUGAUAGAAACCUACACAAGUCCUUUCCAAUCGUUAAGAGUGCCAAAGGCAACUAUCUUUACCUCACUGAUGGACGGGCCAUCUUCGAUGCCAGUUCUGGUGCUGCAGUGUCCUGCUUAGGUCAUGGCAAUCAUCAAAGAGUCAUUGAUGCCAUCACAGCUCAGCUAAAUACUGGUGCCCCCUACGUCGCGUCAACCUUUUGGGGCUCUGAGGUUGUGGAGAAGCUCUGCAAGGAAUUAAUUGAUGGCACCGAAGGAAAGCUGGCUCGAGUUUAUUUGACUGGCUCAGGCUCGGAGGCAAUGGAAGCGGCUGUCAAACUUGCUCGGCAAUACUUCUACGAGAACGACAGGCAGACUUCACGUGUGAACUUCAUUGCCCGCGAACAUUCUUACCAUGGCAAUACUGUUGGCGCUUUGGGCGUAUCUGGGCAUGUGGCCAGGAGAGCGCCGUACGCACCUUUCUUGAUGGGCAAUGUCCAUCGUGUGUCGUCCUGCAAUGUGUAUCGGCAACGCCAAGAUGGAGAAUCUGAUGCCGAGUUCGUGGCUAGGAAGGCGGCUGAGUUAGAGGCGAAAUUCCAACAGCUAGGUCCGGAGACUGUUAUCGGUUUCAUUGCAGAGCCAGUUGUGGGAGGCUCCUUAGGCUGCGUUCCAUCUGUCCCCGGCUACUUAAAGGCCAUGAGAGACGUCUGCCACAAGCAUGGAGCACUCUUCAUUCUCGAUGAGGUCAUGAGUGGUAUGGGUCGUUGCGGUACUUUGCAUGCUUGGCAGCAUGAGGGUGUUGUUCCUGAUCUUCAAACAAUUGGUAAAGGGAUGGGUGGCGGUUACCAGCCCAUUGCUGCAGUAUUGAUCUCUCACAAGGUUAUCAAUGCACUGUUGAAUGGUGGUGGCCAAUUCAUCCACGGACAGACUUAUCAAGGAAUGCCCGUUCAAGCAGCCGCGGCUUUAGAGGUUCAAAGAAUCAAACGGGAGGACAAACUGACCGAGAAUGUUCGGAUCCAAGGCGCAUACCUUGAGAAACGCCUGAAGGCCCUCUUGGGCACUCAUCCAAACGUUGGUGACAUCCGAGGACGAGGUCUUUUCUGGGGCAUCGAAUUCGUCCAGGAUAAGGUGACCAAAGAGCCAUUUCCCUUGAAGCUGGGCAUUGCCCAAAGGGUUCAUGAAACUGCAAUCUCGGCCCCAUUCAAUAUAUGCAUGUAUCCGGGCACUGGGACUUCUGAUGGAGUCUCAGGAGAUCAUGUCAUUUUGGCGCCACCGUACACCAUCACACAGGCCGAUGCAGAGUACAUCGCCCAGGUCACAUCUGAUGUCAUCCACCACGUCUUUCAGUAG